UAAAACCGGGUCUAAUAGGAGGUGAUUUGUCCAAGAGGCAAGUUAAGAUAGCACAAAAAAACUCCAUUUAUGUUAGCUUCUUCUUCUUCUUCUUCUUUUUUCCUUGAAUUGAAUUAACCUAGGUGAUUCCUAUCAUAUUCUUACUCUUUUGAACCUUUUUCAUCUUGAACUCUUCAUGAGUUUGUUCAUAAUAAUUAUAGUGUUGUUGCGUAAGUGAAUUAGCAUAGAAAUGAGCAACACAAUGAGGCCAAGGAGCCAAGUGAUGUUUAAUUUGGUUUAUGAUAGAGGUUGACACACAUCCCUCUUUCCAUCUUUUUCUAUAACAAAUUCCACACAUAACAUAUCAAUCUUUUCCAUUUCCUUCAAAUAAAAAAUAUGGAUAGCAAGAGCCAUAUGAAGGGAAAAGUGAACAAGAAAUUAGGCAUGAUGAUCACAAAAACAUGGGAGAGAUGCAAGUCCAUAGGAAGAGGAGGGUAUAAGAGUAAAUAUUCAUCAUCAACAAUAAAUCCAACAGCAACAAGAAGAAGUAAAUCAUGGCCUAUUCGUCGAGGGGACGAAAAGGGUGAAAAGAAAUUAGGAAGUGUUGUGGUCCCACAAGGAUAUUUCUGUGUGUAUGUGGGACCACAGAUGCAAAAGUUUGUUAUAAAAACAGAAUAUUGUAACCACCCUCUGUUCAAGAUUUUACUUGAAGAAGCUGAAACAGAAUACGGUUAUAGUAGCCAAGGACCUUUGGCUCUACCUUGUAAUGUUGAUGUGUUUUACAAGGUUUUGAUGGAAAUGGACAGUGAAGUCAUGAAUUCUCGUCAAGGUUGUGCUUUUCGUGGAAAUUACCGUUCUCGUUCUUCUUAUCAUCUUCUUUCCCCUUCAAGAAUCCUUGCCUUAAACAACUCCUGAUCAUUAUGGAUUAUUUAGUUUCCCAUUAAUGUAAAAUUAAGUAUAGAGAUCAAUUGAAAACUUUUAUUUUAUUUUAUUUUUUAAUCUUUUUUGUUUUUCUAAAAUAAAUAUGUAAGAUAAAUUACUCUUUUAGUCUUUAUCUUAUGUUUUGGUUUCAAUGUAGUCUCUUAACUAUUUUUGUGUUCUA
This is a messenger RNA of Cicer arietinum (chickpea), 1081 nucleotides long. Its product is annotated as protein SMALL AUXIN UP-REGULATED RNA 54-like. Lineage: Eukaryota; Viridiplantae; Streptophyta; Magnoliopsida; Fabales; Fabaceae. The record is from RefSeq and is a predicted model, not a curated record. Gene Ontology annotation, biological process: response to auxin.